UUCGGAAUCCCGCUGUGGGUGUCAGACGCUGACGCCAGAGCUGGUCCACAGCAAGCUUUCUUCUUGUUCCUCUUAAGGUGCCGAUCGACGAUGGCGGCGGCGCGGUCGGAGGCGUCGGGCAAGCUGCCGGCGCUGACGCGGAAGCUGCGCUACACGGGCCUGUUCACCUCGCAGAUAGCGCCCACGUCGCGCGCCUACUGCAUCCUGCUGAGCUUCUUCGUGGGCGUGCUCAUGCUCACCGCCGGCUCCGUGUUCUACCACGUGAUCCUGAUCCGCCCCAUGAGCGGCAGCCACCCCAUGCACACGCCGCCGCUGCCGCUCGCCUGCGGCCUCAUCCUCGCCGGCGCCGCCACCGUCCUCGGCUCCUUCUUCGUCGCCUGGAGUGCAGAUGUAUUUGACGGUUUCGAUUACACGUAUUUCUGA
Molecule: messenger RNA, 423 nt
Organism: Penaeus chinensis
Lineage: Eukaryota; Metazoa; Arthropoda; Malacostraca; Decapoda; Penaeidae
Exons: 4
Coding region: 91-423 (110 amino acids)
Source: RefSeq, a predicted model, not a curated record